CGUGCCUGGCACUUGCUCUGUGCGCAUGUGUGCACUAAGCCUCCACAGUUUGUUCUGAGCCCACGACUACACAGCUGCAGGGCCAAGGAGGUGAGAGCAGCCUCUUUGUUCCCUCCCCAAGCUUAGCGACAUCUCCAAGAACUCUCCAUUCUGUCGUCCAUGAUGUCUAUUCUGGGAACUGAGAAAGAAGACUUUUCCCAAAUGAAGAGGAUUUACCUGCUCGUGGUGGGGCUUCACAUGCUGUGCUUUAGCGGGGCAGAAGAGGGGCUGAACUUCCCCAUGUACGAUGGGAAGGACCGAGUGGUCAGCCUUUCUGAGAAGAACUUCAAGCAGAUGCUGAAGAGAUAUGAGUUGCUCUGUCUCUACUACCACGAACCUGUGUCUUCAGACAAGGUCUCACAAAAACAGUUCCAGCUGAAGGAGAUUGUACUGGAGCUUGUGGCCCAGGUCCUGGAGCAUAAAAACAUAGGCUUUGUGAUGGUGGAUUCAAGGAAAGAGGCCAAGCUUGCCAAGAGGCUGGGCUUCAGUGAAGAAGGAAGCCUGUAUGUUCUGAAGGGUGAUCGCACGAUUGAGUUUGAUGGGGAGUUCGCGGCGGAUGUCUUGGUGGAAUUUCUCUUGGACCUCAUUGAAGACCCCGUGGAGAUCGUGAACAACAAGCUGGAAGUCCAAGCCUUCGAACGCAUCGAGGACCAGAUCAAGCUCCUUGGCUUUUUCAAGAAUGAGGACUCAGAAUAUUACAAAGCCUUCCAAGAGGCAGCUGAACACUUCCAGCCUUACAUCAAGUUCUUCGCCACCUUUGACAAGGGGGUGGCUAAGAAGUUAUCCUUGAAGAUGAACGAAGUUGGCUUCUACGAGCCGUUUAUGGACGAGCCCAGCGUCAUCCCUAACAAACCUUACACGGAAGAGGAGAUUGUGGAGUUUGUGAAGGAACAUCAAAGACCCACCCUACGUCGCUUGCGCCCAGAGGACAUGUUUGAAACAUGGGAAGAUGACUUGAAUGGGAUCCACAUUGUGGCCUUUGCGGAGAAGAGUGACCCAGAUGGCUAUGAGUUCCUGGAGAUCCUGAAGCAGGUUGCCCAGGAUAACACUGACAACCCUGACUUGAGCAUCUUGUGGAUUGACCCAGAUGACUUUCCUCUGCUUGUCGCUUACUGGGAGAAGACUUUCAAGAUUGACCUGUUCAAGCCACAGAUCGGGGUGGUGAAUGUAACAGAUGCUGACAGUAUCUGGAUGGAGAUCCCAGAUGAUGAUGACCUGCCCACAGCCGAGGAGCUGGAAGACUGGAUUGAAGAUGUGCUUUCUGGAAAGAUCAACACUGAGGAUGAUGACAAUGAAGAUGAAGAUGAUGAUGGUGGCGACAACGAUGAUGACGAUGAUGACGACGAUGACGAUGAUAAUUCAGAUGAGGAUAAUGAUGACAGUGAUGAUGACGAUGAUGACGAUGAAUAGCUCCAGCCUGGGGUGAUUCUGAUGAGUGACAUUACAACCAUACAGACAGCCCAAGGGGCAGCAAGCAGUGGUGCCCACACCUAGUCAGCUCUUUUCCUUUCUCCAGUAUCUCUUUCUAGUCCGUUCUUGGCAGGAGUGGUACAGUUCAGUGAAUGCUUUUCCAAACCCAGCAGGUUCGCUCUGCAGGGCCAGAAGGGGAGCUAUUCCCAUGCUGACUUCCUCUAACCACUGAGGAACAAAUAGCUCUUGUUCUUUGCUAGACAAUCAGGGGUCAUGGAAUUCUGGGAGUCUGGGGACUGUAUCUCCUGACACCUCUACUCAAGUUUACUUACUGUCUUUGAUUCAGAUGGUGACAGAACUGACAACUUGCUAUUAGUUCACAAGCAGGGAGAGGCCUUCUAAUCAGAGCCCAGGAAGGCCACAUGAUUAUCUAAUCCCCGUCCCCCAACCUAGUGAACUCAGACCCACCAAGCCUUUAGAUGGCAACUAGGAAUGCCUUGAAAUGUGUGGGUGUUGUCAUCAUUUCUGGAAUAUUAGGAUGCUGUGUGUGGGUCAUCUAGCUCAAUGAACAUCCCACUAAUUGCCAAGCCUCAUUAUUCACCAGCGGUGAGAGAGGAGAGAGGCCGAAGGAUGAAAGGCUUUUCAUUUUUCUGAUGGACACUGUUUAGGUCUCUGACAGAUGGGUCUGCUGGCUGCCUAGAGUGAGCUGAGAACUGAAUGCACCCUCUCUGUCCCCACUAGUGAGCUGUCCCAUUCUCAGUUAAAAUCGCUUUAGCCAAUGGUCAAUUAACUCUCCCCAUUCAUCAGCACUCCCACAGUUGACCAGGGCAGCGACCAUUUAGAGUUCACGAUGCCCGGAGGCACCGAAUGAAAAAGAAUCCCCAAGUGCCUUUUGAAUUGUCUGAAAGUAACAUCAUGCUUGGUAGUUUAAGUUUUAGUUGCUAAGUGUUCUAAUUUAUUUUUGAAAUCUGUUAACAUGGAGAAGACUCUGUGUGGUGUUGUUUUUGAAACUGGGGCAGUCCUUUUAUGGAAUGGUAAUAAACUAAUGGACAUUAAACUUGUGUUUUCAAAA
This is a messenger RNA of Apodemus sylvaticus (European woodmouse), 2521 nucleotides long. RefSeq names its product calsequestrin 2 (gene Casq2). The record is from RefSeq and is a predicted model, not a curated record. The transcript is spliced from 11 exons. Gene Ontology annotation, molecular function: calcium ion binding. Gene Ontology annotation, cellular component: sarcoplasmic reticulum lumen. Lineage: Eukaryota; Metazoa; Chordata; Mammalia; Rodentia; Muridae. Gene Ontology annotation, biological process: regulation of cardiac muscle contraction by regulation of the release of sequestered calcium ion. The coding region runs from base 160 to 1449 and encodes 429 amino acids.